AUGGGAAAACUACCAGUAAUUGAGUUGUUCUUUCUCUCACUUUGCCUCCUAAUAAUCCCAUUUUCUGUUGGGAGCAGUGAUGGCCACUUGGUUGCUUGCUUGGCCUCUGAUCGUAAAGCUCUCAUGGACUUCAAAACAGGGCUUCAUGAUCCGAAUAAUGUGCUAUCUUCAUGGAGGGGUAGUAAAUGUUGUGAAUGGCAUGGAAUAGAGUGCGACAACAGUACAAAAGCAGUUGUUGCAGUUGAUCUCCACAAUCCGUAUGGGUUUGAAUAUUCAUCUUAUGACAGGUAUGCGUUCUGGAACUUGAGUGGUGAGAUAAGACCGUCUUUGAUGAAGCUCAAGUCAUUAAGGCAUUUAGACUUGAGUUUUAACAACUUUGAUGGCAUAACAAUACCUGAAUUCUUUGGUUCAUUGGAGAAUUUGCAAUAUCUGAACUUGUCAAAUGCUGGUUUUAGUGGCCUCAUUCCUGCACAUUUGGGAAACUUAUCUCACUUGAAAGUUCUUGAUCUUCAUAAUAGUGCCAACUUAUGGAAUAUUUUGUGUGCUGAUAAUUUCCAAUGGAUAACUGUCCUUGUCUCUUUAGAACACCUUGUUAUGAAUGGGGUCAACCUUUCAUUGGUGAAAGACUGGGCUGGUGCAUUAAAUCAACUGCCUUCUAUUGUUGAAUUGCAUCUAUCUGGUUGUUACUUGUCUGGUUAUAUUCCAUCUGUGCCUUAUUUGAAUUUUUCUUCACUUGCUGUCAUGGAUCUUAGCUCUAAUAGCUUCUAUUCAAAGAUACCCGAUUGGCUUGUGAAUAUAAGUAGCUUGCAACAUAUUGAUAUGACGGACAGUAACCUACAUGGAAGAAUACCGCUUGGUCUAGGAGAAAUGCCAAAUUUAUUGUCGUUGGAUUUAAGUCUGAAUAAUGUUACGGCGAACUGUUCCCAACUGUUUCGAAAAAGAUGGGAAAAGAUACAAGUCCUUGAUUUGUCAUUCAAUAAUUUGUAUGGAAAACUUCCCUUGCCUUUGGGAAACAUGACUUCUCUCACCUUAUUUUAUCUUGAUUAUAAUGCUAUUGAGGGUGGUAUUCCCAGCUCUAUUGGAAAACUUUGCAACUUGAAUAGCUUUUCUUUAUCUACAAAUGAGAUGACAGGAAAUCUACCUGAAAUUCUUGAAGGAACACAAACUUGCCCUUUUAAGAAACCUCUACAUAAUUUGCAAUAUUUUGAUUUGGGCUAUAAUAAAUUGGGUGGUAAAAUCCCAUAUUGGAUAGGUCAACUAGAAAAUAUGGUUAAUCUUGACCUUAGGUAUAAUUUGUUUCAAGGACAUAUCCCUGCUUCUUUGGGAUCAUUGCGAAAUCUUGUUACCUUGAACCUUCAAAAGAAUAAACUCGAUGGGACUGUUCCAGAAAGUUUAGGACAACUUUCUUCCCUAUCGGAAUUUGAUAUUUCUUCUAAUCAAUUGGGAGGCAUAAUAUCUCAAAUUCAUUUUUCAAAGUUGAUCAAUCUGGAUGUCUUAGACUUAUCCUCCAAUUUGUUCAUUGUGAACAUCAGCUCCAAUUGGAUGCCACCAUUCCAAGUUGAAGCACUUAUAAUGAGAUCAUGCAUCUUGGGACCUUCGUUUCCAUCUUGGCUCCAGUCACAGAAAGAGAUAAAAAUUUUGAACCUUUCAAAUGCUAGCAUUUCAGAUUCUAUACCAAAUUGGUUUUGGAUGAGAAUGACUAACUUUAGUUUCUUAUCUCUUUCCCAAAAUCAAUUUUCUGGACAAAUACCAAAGUCUAUAGGGCAAAAGUGUGAUUCUCUUUUGACCAUUGAUCUUUCAAGCAACAAUUUCAUUGGGAGGAUCCCUUCAAGCCUUGGAAAUUGUUCAUGGUUGGAUGAACUAGAUCUUAGCAACAACAAUUUGUCUGGGGAUAUUCCAAAUUCCUUAGGUCAAUUGAAAUGGCUCAUAUUUUUGCACCUAAGUGACAACCGGCUCUCAGGAAAUUUACCACUAUCAUUUAUGAAUUUAUCCGAUUUGCAGACCUUGGACCUUGGUAACAAUGAGCUUUUUGGUGGAAUUCCUUCUUGGAUUGGAGAUAGAUUUGGCUUUCUUGAAUUUCUUGACUUGAGAUCCAAUGCCUUCUUUGGAGAAAUUCCUCAUGAGCUCUCAAAACUAAGUUUAUUGCAAGUGCUGGAUCUUGGGGAGAAUGACUUGAGUGGUAACAUUCCAGCCAACUUUGGUGAUCUUAAAGCAAUGAUUCUAAACAAAAGUAGGGAGCGAGUAGGGUUCGGGACUCAGGGUAUUACAGUUAGACAGUCAAAUUAUAAUUAUGAUGGGAGAGAUAAAGAUAGGUUGGUUGUGAAUGCAAAAGGCCAGUCAUUGAUGUACACCACCACUCUUUAUCUAGUCACCAGCAUAGACCUUUCUGGAAACAACCUGUCUGGAAGAAUUCCCCAUGAAUUGACAAAACUAUCUGGUCUAACCUAUUUGAGCCUAUCAAGAAAUCACCUAACCGGCAGCAUUCCAGAGAGCAUAUCAAAUAUGAGUCAGCUAUUAUCCCUUGAUCUCUCAAGUAAUCAACUCACUGGUUCUAUUCCUCAAAACUUGUCUUCCUUAUCAUUUUUGGGCUACUUGAAUUUGUCCUACAACAAUCUUUCAGGUCCCAUCCCUUACACAGGUCACACAACAACUUUCGAAGCAUCUUCAUUUGUUGGGAACCCUGAUCUCUAUGGUUGUCCCCUUCCCGUGAGGUGCCUAUGUAAUGGUUAUGGUCAUGUUAAUGGUUCUAACAGGGAAGCAGGCAAUGAUGAAGCCGAUGAUUCUGAUGGGCUCAUUGAUAAGUGGUUUUACUUGAGUGUUGGAUUGGGAUUUGCUACCGGGCUUUUAGUGCCUUUUCUCAUAUUAGCAAUGAAGAGAUCUUGGAGUGAUGCUUACUUUGCUUUUGUGGAAGUGGUCAUUGUAAAAUUUCUUGUGUUGUUGCAUGGAACAAGAAUCAAUAAUGGCCGCAGAAUCAAGCCCCGUCACAAACGAUGGUUUUAG
Messenger RNA from Neltuma alba, 3000 nucleotides. Its product is annotated as receptor-like protein EIX2. Lineage: Eukaryota; Viridiplantae; Streptophyta; Magnoliopsida; Fabales; Fabaceae. Gene Ontology annotation, molecular function: protein binding. Bases 1 to 3000 code for a protein of 999 amino acids. The transcript has a single exon. The record is from RefSeq and is a predicted model, not a curated record.